This is a messenger RNA of Frieseomelitta varia, 585 nucleotides long. RefSeq lists its product as uncharacterized. The record is from RefSeq and is a predicted model, not a curated record. Bases 119 to 478 code for a protein of 119 amino acids. The transcript has 3 exons. Lineage: Eukaryota; Metazoa; Arthropoda; Insecta; Hymenoptera; Apidae.
CCGUCUUCUUUGGCCGUCCCGCACAGAGGUUGAACCGAUCCAUUUUCAUCUGCUGAUAUUACUGCCAGUUUGAUUGAUCGAUGGAGAGGCUGAACUCACGGUUGACAAGUGCAGUUGGAUGAGCAUCAUGCGAUUUUACAGUUGCAUGGUAGACGAGGAACCAGACUGCACAAGCGAUCAAUUCGCGGACCCAGGUUGCAACGAUGAUGAAGAAGAUGAGGGCCAAGACUGCAGAGAUGACGUAGAAGCCGACAACCCAGGCCACAGUGAUGACGAAGAGAAUGUGGAUGAUGUAACACAUGACCUUAUCGUACAAUGGACGCUGAUAGUUGGUCUCUGUGGUUGCUCCGUCUCGUCGUGGAUAAGGUGUAAAGUUGCGCCUCCGAUCGUUCUCAUCGAACAUCUGGCUUUUCGUAGUACACUCCAUGCUGAACUUGGACUUUUUGAUCAGUUCACCUUCGCAGUUCGUCUUAUAUAGGGCCGACUCUCUUUGUGCCCUUCCCAGAUCACGAUUAGGAAAGCAGGUCAUUUUUAGUCAAGAUGUGUCAUUAGGGAAAGAAGUCCCGUUUAAUGAUUCCUACAAUU